This is a messenger RNA of Schistocerca nitens (vagrant locust), 1956 nucleotides long. It is a transcript of the gene Picot, whose product is annotated as putative inorganic phosphate cotransporter. The transcript is spliced from 9 exons. The coding region runs from base 81 to 1676 and encodes 531 amino acids. The record is from RefSeq and is a predicted model, not a curated record. Gene Ontology annotation, biological process: monoatomic anion transport; transmembrane transport. NCBI's taxonomy places the organism in Eukaryota, Metazoa, Arthropoda, Insecta, Orthoptera, Acrididae. Gene Ontology annotation, molecular function: transmembrane transporter activity.
CGCGAGUUCGUCCGGCAGUAGUCGCACGGAACACACGGAGCGAAGCAGGGCACCGCGCUCGGAAGACCAGACGAGACGGCAUGGGCACCAGCCAGGAGGAACGGCAAAUCCGCGACAGCACUUUCCGCAUCAUCGCCCCGGACCCGCCAAGAGCAUGCGUCGGCGCGCGACACAUGGUUACGUUCAUGCUCUUCUUGGGCAUGGCGAACGCAUACGUGAUGCGGACCAACAUGUCGGUGGCAAUCGUCGCCAUGGUGAAUCACACUGCCCUGCCUAAGGAGAAUACGACUGAGGACGACGAGUGCCUUCCGUCAGGAACAUCGGCCAAGCUGGGCACACUGUGGGACGCACAGAUAGCACCCGCCGCUGAUGAUGACUACCAACUGGAACCAUCAUCAAGAUCUGCUUCUGAGGGCUCUUUUGUUUGGGACACAACACUACAAGGAUACAUCCUCAGCAGUUUCUUCUAUGGUUAUGUUAUCACACAGAUUCCAUUUGGAAUACUGUCCAAGAAAUAUGGUGCCAAGUUGUUCUUGGGUGUUGGAAUGUUGAUCAACUCUGUUUUUGGACUAUUGGUGCCAGUGGCAGCAAGACAUGGUUUUGAAUGGCUCAUUGCAGUGAGAUUUAUUCAAGGUUUGGGAGAGGGUCCCAUUGUACCAUGCACACAUGCCCUGCUUGCGAAAUGGAUUCCGCCUAACGAGAGGAGUCGUAUGGGUGCUUUUGUAUAUGCAGGUGCACAGUUUGGUACAGUAGUAUCUAUGCCUCUCAGUGGUUUGCUCUCUGAAUAUGGAUUCGAUGGUGGUUGGCCAUCGAUUUUCUACGUUUUUGGUGCUGUGGGUACAAUAUGGUCUGUUGCUUUUCUAAUCAUGGUUUAUGAAGACCCUGAUGUCCACCCUCGCAUAGCUGAAGAUGAGAGGAAAUACAUCACACACACUGUAUGGGGCUCUGCAGGUGUCUCUUCUCCUCCAGUUCCCUGGAAAAGCAUAAUAAAGUCUCUACCAUUCUGGGCAAUUCUUAUUGCACACAUGGGGCAAAAUUAUGGAUAUGAAACACUGAUGACAGAACUUCCAACAUUCAUGAAACAAGUGCUGCACUUUGACAUAAAAGAGAAUGGAACUCUUUCUGCACUCCCAUACCUUGCAAUGUGGAUAUUUUCAAUUGUCGCUAGUCAUGCAGCAGACUGGAUGAUUUCCAGCCGGCGAUUUACUCAUGGAGUAACAAGAAAGAUAGUAAAUAGCAUUGGUCAGUACGGACCUGCAGUCGCUUUAAUAGCAGCAUCAUACACAGGCUGUGAUCCAACACUUACAGUAGCACUGUUAACUAUUGGUGUUGGUCUUAAUGGAGGUAUUUAUUCUGGAUUCAAGGUGAAUCACCUUGACAUUUCACCACGUUUUGCUGGUAUUCUUAUGAGUUUCACCAACUGUUUGGCAAACUUGGCUGGCCUUUUAGCUCCAAUAGCAGCAGGCUACAUAAUCCAUGGAAGGCCAACACAAGCAGCCUGGAGAGUUGUCUUCAUGAUUGCAUCUGGUGUGUAUAUAGUAUGUGCAACAGUGUACCUGAUAUUUGGAUCUGGUGUGAGGCAACACUGGGAUGACCCCAGCAAUGACAGCCCUCCUAAAAACAAGAAUACUGAUGUGGAAAAAGACUGUGUACCAAUGGAGAGCACACACCAUUGAUUGUUGCAGCUUUGUAAUGUGUUGGUGUGUGUGUCUUUUUUUGUAUGUUCAAAGAGAGAGAGAGAGAGAGAGAGAGAGAGAGAGAGAGAGAGAGAGAGAAUAUGACUGAGCAGCUACAUCAGCUUCUUCACUCCCAAAUUUGUAUAUUUUGAAAUAUUAAAUUAUGAGUGUUUUUUUAUGUCUGUCACUAGUUGCAAAAGAAUGUAUAAAAGAUGGCAAAAAGAGUUCUAUGUCUUUUAAUAUUUAUUUAAACCCUGAGAUUAAAUUAUCUUACACAGAA